CAUCCUCCUCGGAGCAUCGAGCAUCGUUCCGGAGGAGAUGAGCAUCCUCCCCGCCCUAAGACACUCAUGAAUACCGAGUAGGGUCGCUGAUUCUCGCACAAACACAGCAGGGAUAUACAGGACAGGAACAUGGCUAAACACCGCAAAGAGAGAGACAGCUGGGGUGAGUGGUCCCUGAGCGACAAGCCGGUGUACGACUGGAGCUCGGAGGAGGAGGAGCCUGACGGACGGGCGCGGCCGAUUCAAGUCCUGCUGGUGAAGGACGACCACACCUUCGAGCUGGACGAGGCGGCGCUGAGCCGGAUCCUGCUGAGCGCAGAGGUCCGGGACCGAGAAGUGGUCGCCAUCUCUGUGGCCGGAGCCUUCCGGAAGGGCAAGUCCUUCCUCAUGGACUUCAUGCUGCGCUACAUGUACAACCACGCGUCUGAGGGCUGGCUGGGCGUUGCAGACGAGCCUCUGACCGGCUUCUCCUGGAGGGGGGGGUCGGAAAGAGAGACCACCGGGAUCCAGAUCUGGAGCGAAGUCUUCCUGGUGGACAAACCCGACGGCACCAAGGUGGCUGUUUUGCUGAUGGACACUCAGGGAACGUUUGACAGCCAGUCGACUCUGAGAGACUCGGCCACCGUGUUCGCUCUGAGCACCAUGAUCAGCUCCAUGCAGGUUUACAACAUCUCACAGAAUGUACAAGAGGACGACCUUCAGCACCUGCAGCUCUUCACUGAGUACGGCAGACUAGCCAUGGAGGAGACGUUCCUCAAACCCUUUCAGUCUAUGAUCUUCCUGGUUCGAGACUGGAGCUUUCCCUACGAGUUUCCCUACGGACAGGAGGGAGGCAUGAAUUUCCUGGAGAAGAGACUGAAGAUCUCAGAGAACCAGCAUGAGGAGCUGCAGAACGUCCGUAAACACAUCCACUCCUGCUUCACCAACAUCUCCUGCUUCCUGAUGCCCCACCCCGGACUCAAGGUCGCCACCAACCCCAACUUCGACGGCAGGAUUCAAGAGAUUGAUGGCGAGUUCAUCAACAACCUGAAGGUCUUGGUGCCGUGGCUGCUCAGCCCUGAGAACAUCGACGUGAAGGAGAUCAACGGCAGCAAGAUCACCUGCAGAGGCCUGCUGGAGUACUUCAAGGCGUACAUUAAAAUUUACCAAGGUGAGGAGCUGCCCCAUCCAAAGUCCAUGCUGCAGGCCACAGCAGAGGCGAAUAAUCUGGCUGCAGUCGCUGCUGCAAAGGAUCUGUACAGCAAGAAGAUGGAGCAGGUGUGCGGGGGGGACCGGCCCUUCCUCGCCCCCAGCGAGCUGCAGAAGCGGCACGGGGCCAUCAGAGAGGAGGCGUUGCAGGUGUUCAAGGGCGUGAAGAAGAUGGGCGGCGAGGAGUUCAGCCGGCGCUACCUGCAGCAGCUGGAGGCCGAGGUGGACGAGGUGUUCGUCCAGUACAUCAAGCACAACGACUCCAAGAACAUUUUCCACGCCGCACGCACCCCCGCCACCCUCUUCGUGGUCAUCUUCGUCAUGUACGUGGCCGCCGGCAUCACAGGCUUCGUGGGCGUGGACGUGAUCGCCAGCCUGUGCAACAUGGUGCUGGGCCUGGCGCUCAUCACGCUCUGCACCUGGGCCUACAUCCGAUACUCUGGGGAGUACCGAGAGCUGGGGGCCGUCAUCGACCAGGUGGCCGGGGCCCUGUGGGACCAGGGGAGCACAAAUGAGGCUCUCUACAAGCUGUACAACGUAGCAGCCAAUCACAGGCACCUCUACCACCACGCGUUCCCCGGGGGCGCUCAGGAGGACGAGGCUGCGGAGGAGCCGGUCAGGAAGAGGAACUGAUCACUGAGACAGACUCCAUCAGACACUCUUUUACUCUGGUGUCGGCCCACCAGUACAUCCACUACUCAAAGCUAAUAAGGGACUGUGUAAUGUUCAUGUAAACGCAGAGCAUCUCCUCAGCGGCGCCUGGAGCUCACCUUCGGCUCUUUUUUCCCCAUGAAAUAUCACCUGUACAGAAGCUCCGGGAUCGUCUUGGCAUAUUCAACCUUCAACAGAGGGUGAUAACUGGGCACAGGCCUGGGAUCCAAAGUGUCAGGGGCCCCCUUACCUUCACCUACGAUAUACUCAAAGAGACUUGCACCAAUCAGAAAGAUACACAAAAUGACUACAGAGUGACUUUAAAAGACACACAAUUAUUACAAAGUGACUUCAAAUGAUUACAAAGGGACUUAAAUGACCGCAAUAGACACAAAAUGACUAUAAAGACACAAAAUGCAUACAUUUUGUCACAUAUUGACCACAAAGUGACUGGAAAUGGCUACAAAGUGACUUAUAAUGACGACAAAAAGAUAAAAUCACAACAAAGUAACAUCAAAUUCUUAUGAAAAGGCUUAAAAUGACCACAAAAUGACAAAAAAGUGAAUCAAUAGGACUACAAAGAGACACAAAAUGACCACUUAGUGACUGAACAUGAUUACAAAGAGAGCUUAAUGACCACUAAAAGACCCAAAAUGUCUACAAAGUGACUUAAAAUGACUACAAAAAAACUACAUAAAUACACAACAUUAUCACGAGAAGACUUAAAGUGACUAUAAAGACAAGAGGGGGGUCCUUCGCAUGUCCGUGCCCACGGGCUCCAGUCUGUUGUUGACUUAAUUUCCAACACAUUUUUUUCCACCUCAUUCGGCUCCAACGCUGGUUUUCAGAGUAUACUCAGAUGUGUGAAACCCAUUCGUGCCGAUGGUUCUGUUCUUCGGAGUUUAGUGCUGUUCAUCAAAAACAAUGCUUAUGAUCUGCCAAACUGUGUACUGUGUGUUAAAAAAACAACGCUCCAUCAGCAUGGUUAGUGUCCGUCCUCUCUGGAGCUCUGAAGCAAGUCGUAAGAUUAUUCAGUUUAAUGGUUGUGACAAAGUGGUUUAGUGCCAUAAAUACAUGUAGACGAUGAUUUCACCGCGGCACUUUGAUUAUGAUUUCUGCAUCAGGGAGAAGUUUACACAUUAUAUUACAAUCUGCUGUUUGUGUGUUUUCUCUUUAAAGCUGAGGGAAUGAGUGUGUCUUGUUUUUUAUUGGAUGUUUGAGCAAAUCUGAGGAAUGUAGCUUUACACAGCUCGUUGUUAUUUGAAUUAUUCCACAUUAGUGACGUUUUAACUGUACCGAUUCCUUUGAGUUUAUACACUUCAAUGUUAAAAGCUUUCCAAUUUUAAGACUUUUUGCAUAAUAUUGCAUCAGCUUCUGCAGGAAUGAGUCCUAAAACCCAGAAAUAAGUCAGCAUUUUAGCACUUCUUGUUCUGUUUGUGUGGAAGUCAAUGGGUUUACUGAAGUAAAAGUAAAAAUACUAUGGGCCUAAAAUACUCCAUUGCAAGUCAAACUCUUAAAUUCAAGGAUUUACUAAAAGCACAUAAGCAUAAGCAUCAAAAUAUAAUUAAAUAUGCAGAAUUAUAUAUAUAUAUUUCAUUACUAAUAUUAUAAUUAUUUAAGCUUUGUCACACAUGUAGGCAUUUUUUCAGCAGAAUACGUUCCUGAUUAGACUAAAUAAAUACACAUGAAUUCUCAUAUCUUUUUUGUUAAAAAUGCUAUUAAUAUAUGAACUAUCUAAUAAUAUCAUUAUAUAUUGUACAUACUAAUAUAUACAAAAACACGAGGAUUUUUGGGCAGAUUGAGUACUUUUACUUGUAGAACCUUAAGGAUAUUUUUCCUGAUUAUAGUUGAAUACUUGUAAUGGAGUAUUUUAAAUGUAGUAUUAGUACUUUUGUGUAAGUAAACGAUUCUUCCAGCAACACUUCUUUUGCAGCUGCAGAAGAAAAAUGAUAUUUAUUUUUCAGGAUCGCUCUCUGCAAAUUCAGCGAGUCUCUUCUGAUGUUUGAGUCUCUCAGUGUGAAAUAAUCACAUCACAGAAACACCCGUACAGUCGUAAGGAAAGUAGCAUUAGUUAAUGUUGCAUUUAAGAUUUUCACGAUUUAAUCUGUUAUCAAAGUAUCACUACAAGGUAUUCUUGAUUUAAUUCAUUCCUGAAAUCUCCUACGGAUUUGUUGUGUUAGAGCACUGAAAGGUGAAAAACCUCCACGCUUAGUUUCUGAACACGCACUGCAAAACAUCCGUUACAAAUACAUAAAUAAUAAAGUUGGACCAAAUUAAAGAAAA
This is a messenger RNA of Trematomus bernacchii (emerald rockcod), 4122 nucleotides long. It is a transcript of the gene atl1, whose product is annotated as atlastin GTPase 1. The record is from RefSeq and is a predicted model, not a curated record. NCBI's taxonomy places the organism in Eukaryota, Metazoa, Chordata, Actinopteri, Perciformes, Nototheniidae. The transcript has 14 exons. Gene Ontology annotation, molecular function: GTP binding; GTPase activity. The coding region runs from base 130 to 1821 and encodes 563 amino acids. Gene Ontology annotation, biological process: endoplasmic reticulum organization; protein homooligomerization.